AAAAAAUCCUUGUGUUAAGUUAGCUGCAGUUUCCUCUUAGAAAACACCUUUCAAAAUAGAAUAGUACAAAAAGUAACAAAUCGCUGCUUGCAAAGACAAGAGAUCUGCACCUCAAUUAGUAUUCUUGUCAAAUUCACCAAGUGAAUAUAAAAACUGCUGAAUGAGGCACUUGUACAUAUUUUUAUCCCCUUCUUCGGCUACUGACUUGGGUAAUGAAGUGUAGAUGUGGCUGUUGCAUGCCAGUUGGAAGGGGGCCAAAGCAGAGAUGUUGUUUGUACAUGUGCAGAUGUUGGCAGGAUUCCCCGAACUCCUGUUGUCAAAAGAUGUUUUUAUUGCCACAGUGUUAUAAAUAUAUCUGUUACAGCAUGGCGUGCAGAUAUUCUACUGGUAACAUGAAGGUGUGCACUUCUGAAUAAACCAGACUGCUCCUAGGAUUUCUUGUCUGAAAUGAAAUUCAGUGUACACAGUGCAGGAACCAUAAUAGAUAUAUUUGAAAGAUCAGUGUCUAAAGCUGUACCUCGAAAAUCAGUUUAAUCCAUUGCAUAAAUCACUGCUGCUGCUGGAAAGGAAAAGUCCCCUUAGCUCCUUCUCUCUUCUGCACUCGGCUGUUGAGGCCUUCUCUCUUCCUCUCACCAGUACAUCCCAGCCUGUGAUGAUAUCGAUCAGGCUCUGAGCCAAUGGAGCACCAGCCCAGCAAGUACCAGCCUUGCUUUCCUAAUGAUGUGCAGGGGAUUGAAAUGAGUGUGCUUGGUGGGUUGGAAGGGAGGGACACCUUUGCUUCCAAUGGUAGCACAUCCUUUGCCAGGUUCAACUGCUUGUGGUUGAAUUUGUGUUUGAAAAGGGAGGCAGAGUCAUAAGCAGGGCAGGACUGGAACAUAGAAAAGGAGAACCACGGAAAAGAAAAAGAGUGGGGUGGUCCAAAGUAAUAUUUAAAUAAAAAUAUUUAAGCAUCAUUGAGUUGCGUGCUGAUACAAUGCAGCAAUAUGAAAAUGUCAUGCACAUUUGGUGAAAUUAGUUAAGCCUGUGCUUAUCAGGAAAUAGAAUCAGGUAACUUUUCUCCAAUUUAAAGAGAAGUUUAUAUGAUGUAGGUAAAAUAAUUUCAUUUGAUGGAAAACAGCCAUUUGCUUCUUAUUUUGUUUUGGUUCAGGGCUGAAUACAGUCAUGAUAAAUGCACAUGAAAUACCCCUUUGGUGACAUUUAUUGAUACCACAGCCAUGUUUUUAUUAUAUAGUCUGCUUAGAAUAAGUAAGGAAUACUGAAUUAGCACAUACUUCAGUUGUUGGAAGGUUAUUUUGUUAACCACCAAACAAGUAAAAAUGCCCCCAAAAUCCUCUUAACUCUGGAAUGUGACACUUGACCUGAACUGGCAGAUAUUUGGCUGUACUUACCACCUUCAUUAAUUGCCCUGAAUCCUGCAGGUAAAUAAGCCUGGAGGCUGGAUAAUGUCUUCCCUAUUGCAUGGUAGAUUUAAUUACUGAGAGAGAUUUAGUUCUGCUGAGUUAUGUGGUAUCACAGCUUGAAAAUGCCAUACUGGUCUCAAAUCUGUGAAAUUAGUUCUGUAUUAUUGUCAGGAUUUAUCACAACCUGUUUUGCUUGCGUGAGUAGAUCACAUGAUAAAAAUAGAGUUGACGUUCAGACAUACAGACACGUCAAAAACUUUGAACCUAUUCUGUAAUUAACAUGGCUCUUUUGCCCAACCAAGAAGGGUGGUUCUUUGCAGUGGUAAACAUGGUUACUUGCCCAGAAAUUGUCUUCUACGCUUUGCCACCUUAGAGGGCAGCUUCAUGCCUUUUUGCCAUAAAAAUGGCAAACGUUGUCAAUUAUGUAUAUUAAUUAUGAUUUUAGUUUCUUCACGUGUACUAUAUAGACAAGGUUUGUUAUAUUAGGCACUUCUUCCCUGCAUGGUCUUGUAGUUCAGAUCCGUCUACAUGAGGUGUUUCCUUCCAGUCUCUUUCCCCAGUUUACAAUAAAUGUUUUCUUCCAUUGUGGUUUCCGGGAGGUAUAAAGCUUUCAUGCAUCCUGAAACGCCACCAUGCUGUUCACCCCAACUGUGGUAGAACCUUUGCUACAUCAUUGCUGCAGAAUUGGUCAUGAGUUGUGUCUGGUGACAUGAUAGCAAGAGUUUUCCAUCUGAUGAGGGUUGGCCAUUCGCAAAGUACUUGGGAGCGUGCGGAAGAAUGGUGGCUGUCAACUAUGUGGGAGAAGAGCUGUGGAGUUACUUUAAUGCACCAUGGGAGAAGCGAGUGGAUCUGGCCUGGCAAUUAAUGGAAAUAGCUGAGCAGCUGACAAAUAAUGACUUUGAAUUUGCACUCUACCUCCUUGAUGUCAGCUUUGACAACUUUGCAGUGGGACCAAGAGAUGGAAAAGUUAUCAUUGUAGAUGCAGAAAACGUUCUGGUAGCAGACAAAAGGUUGAUCAGACAGAAUAAACCUGAGAACUGGGACGUGUGGUACGAAAGCAAGUUUGAUGACUGUGAUAAAGAAGCUUGUCUGUCCUUCUCUAAAGAGAUUCUUUGUGCUCGUGUCACUGUGGACCACAACUAUUACGCCGUUUGUCAGAACCUUUUAUCCAGACAUGCCACAUGGCGAGGCACUUCAGGGGGGCUCCUCCACGACCCCCCAGCUGAGAUUGCCAAAGACGGGCGCCUGGAAGCCCUGCUGGACGAGUGUGCCAACCCAAAGAAAAGAUACGGUCGAUUCCAAGCCGCCAAGGAACUCCGGGAAUACCUUGCACAACUGAGCAACAACGUGAGGUAGUCCACAGUGAAAUUCUUUUGCAACACUGGCUAAAACACUAUUGCAAAGACACAUAGAAAAAAGAAGCUUUGGACUCAUGUGUUAAAAAGAGAGAAUAAAAAACCCUAGUUUAUCAGUUUUCUAAAUACUGUAAAAAUAGCAUUUUAUGGUGUUAUAAUGUUCCUUUGCAAACAAACAAGGUACUUACUGAAUUAAAACUUGAGCUACUAUUGACUUUCGUCCCUAACUGUUUGAAAGGGAGUAGGUCACAAAAGACUGUGAUAGCUUAAUUGACAGCUUGUAUGUCAAAAGGUACUUUACAUAAAACUGCAUUAGUGUCACAGUUUUGUGAAACUGAUGUUUUUACUUGGAAAGUCAAGUUAGACUGGCGGCCUGUUUUAAAGGCCUUUUUCCUGACAUCAUUGUCUCAUUUUUGUGUUUGUUUAAACACCUUGAAGUGGCAUUUACAUCCAGGUAAAUCUAGCUGUCUGCAUUGUUUCAAACUGAACAGGCUUUCACAUCAAUGCUGUGCAGAACAUUCCUACUGUGAGUGCAGGAUUCUGAAGUUUACUGUCUAAUUUUAGGGGGUUUUACACUGUAUUUUACCAUGCUUAGACAUCGUGGUUUGUUUUUUUGAGAUCAUCAUAAACUCAAAUUUCACUUGAACUAACAUUUGUUUAAUGUCUUCUGUGGUUCUGCUGUUGGAAAUAUCACUUAAUGUAACUAUUGUACAAAACUUCCCUUCGUGCCAGUAUAUACUGAUGGCUGUUUAACAGGAAAUCAUGGUAUGAGCAAACUCUUAUUUUUAACAGAGAUAAUUUGAAAAUUGGAAAGACACUACAAUAAAAAGUUCAGUAUUAAUUUGAA
Molecule: messenger RNA, 3602 nt
Organism: Corvus hawaiiensis (hawaiian crow)
Lineage: Eukaryota; Metazoa; Chordata; Aves; Passeriformes; Corvidae
Gene: DIPK2A
Product: divergent protein kinase domain 2A
Exons: 3
Coding region: 2178-2756 (192 amino acids)
Biological process (GO): cardiac muscle cell proliferation; regulation of phosphatidylinositol 3-kinase/protein kinase B signal transduction
Cellular component (GO): COPI vesicle coat
Source: RefSeq, a predicted model, not a curated record